Impatiens glandulifera is the source of this 4147-nucleotide messenger RNA. RefSeq names its product receptor-like protein kinase FERONIA. Lineage: Eukaryota; Viridiplantae; Streptophyta; Magnoliopsida; Ericales; Balsaminaceae. The coding region runs from base 439 to 4068 and encodes 1209 amino acids. Gene Ontology annotation, biological process: protein phosphorylation. Gene Ontology annotation, molecular function: ATP binding; protein kinase activity. The transcript is spliced from 2 exons. The record is from RefSeq and is a predicted model, not a curated record. Gene Ontology annotation, cellular component: membrane.
AGACCAGACCAGACCGAAGUCUUCUUCUUGCGCGCGAAGUCUUUCUUCCAGCGAUUUUGAAGGGAAAGAGUGAUAUGAUAGUGACAACAAUCAAACGGAGAUUUGCUUGUGUUCUGUUGUUAAUCGAUUCUAAGAUGCUCUCUGUACAUUCCUCUAGGGCUUUAAGGAUCGACGAAAUUACUCCAACCUUCACCGUCGGCGCCAUAGAACAACAGGUCAGCGUUUAGACUUCCAUUUUCAGACUUGAAUACUUACUACUUGAAACUGAUUCUAGAGCACUGUUAUGCUUCGAUUUCUCAAACUUAUGAAUUCUACAUAAACAAAUAUUCUUCGUUGACUUCACUAGAUUAUGAAUUUCUUAGUCAAGGGUCUGCGAAAACAUUUCAAAACCGUGUAUUUCUGAAUUAAGGCAGUUUUAGCCUGCUCUUUAUCUGUCAGAUGUUGAUUUCAAAUAGGCACAUAUCCCUCUUCUCCUCCAGCUUCUUACUCCCAGCUCUUCAACCCAAAAGAAUGAAUCUUCUUCAACCCCCAAUAUUCUUCUUCUACAUCUCCUUGGUGGGUGCAUCACUUCUUCCGUUUCACCCGCCAGACAACAUUGCAAUCAACUGUGGUUUCUCUGGCAACAAAACGGCUCCUAAUGGGAGAAAGUGGAUUGGAGAUAGUGGCUCCAAGUACUUUGUUUCAGGAGAACCAAAUAGUAAAUCCAUAAGCUCAGCACCAGUUGAACAAUCAUCUCCUUCUCAUGCUACUAUCCCCUAUACCCAUGCCAGAAUUUCACAAACUCAGUUUACUUAUGUCUUCCCAAUCAGCCCAGGCCCAAAGUUUGUCCGCCUCCAUUUCAAUCCGUCUUCAUAUCGUGCUUUUCACAGGUCCAAUGCUUUCUUUACAGUAAAAGCAAAUCGUUAUACUCUACUCCACAACUUUAGCGUUUCACUAACUGCUGAUGAUUUGGGCCUGACAACUGUCUCUAAAGAGUUUUGUCUCAAUGUUGAAGCGAAUCAACCAUUGAGCAUAACAUUCUCUCCUUCAAGAACUACACCUUCUGAUAAAGUGUAUGCAUUUGUCAAUGGAAUUGAGGUAGUUUCUAUGUCGAAUGGACUAUACUAUUCCAUGAAGGAAAACAUUGAGUGGGACCAAAAAAUGGACUUCACUUCCCUUUCGGGGAGCACUGCAUUGGAGACAGUACAUCGGUUGAAUAUUGGUGGAAGUUUCAUUUCAUCUUCAGAGGAUACAGGUAUGUCCCGUGAGUGGUUUGAGGAUACUAGAUUCUUCCUUCAUUCAGGAGUUUUACCUCUUACAACAUCAAUGCAAAUAAAAUAUGGAAAGAUGCCCAACUUCGUGGCACCUCAAAAUGUUUAUCAAACAUCAUGGUUUGUGGAUCCAAACAAGAAUGCCGAAGAAGUCAUUAAUUUUACGUGGAAGAUACCAGUUGAUCAGGGAUUUCGAUACAUAAUUAGGUUCCAUUUCUGUGAGCUUGAUUACGAGAUAAAAGAGUGUGGACAGAGGGUGUUCCGCAUCUAUGUUGAUAACCAUAUGGUUGAACCUCAUGGAGACAUAAUCAAAUGGACUGGAGAAAUUGGGGUUGCAACUUACAAGGACUACAUUUAUGUGGUCGAAGGAGAUAGAAUGGAUGGUAAACGCAACAUCCUCAUAUCUCUAUGUCCUAUUGAUUCCAAUCACGAUGACGAGUCGAACCUUGAAGAAACAGAUGUUAUUUUGAAAGGUCUGGAGAUUUUCAAGCUAAGCAACCAUGAUAAUAACCUAGCAUCGACUAAUCCAUUGGUAUCUUCAUCCCUCGCUCCAACUGCUAAACCUUCAAAAGUACACAAGUCUUUGUACAUAUCAGCCGGUGGUAAUGUUAUUGCAACAUUUAUUGUCUUAGUAUUAACAACUUUGAGUGUAAUUUUUUACGUUUUGCGAACUCGGAGAGAAGACUUUCCAAAGCAAUAUGAGGGAUCAUGUCGAAUUUUUUCAUUAGCUGAAGUCAAGUUUGUUACAAAUAAUUUCCAUAGGGCGAUUGGACAAGGAGGGUUUGGAAAGGUUUAUAAAGGGUGUAUUGACAGUGGGACUAAAGUAGUUGCCAUGAAACGAUUGCAUUCCAAGUCUAAGCAAGGGGCUACAGAGUUUUGGACUGAGAUUAAGAUGCUAUCUGAGCUUAGAAACAACAAUCUUGUUACUCUGAUUGGAUAUUGCAAUGAAGGAUUAGAAAUGAUCCUAGUAUACGAGUAUAUGGAAUAUGGAACACUUGCCGAUCAUCUCUAUAAGAACAAUCAACAAGACAUUGCCAGUGCAUCCCCUUUGUUGUGGGAGCAGAGGCUCAAAAUAUGCAUUGAUGCUGCUCGAGGUCUAGAAUACCUUCAUAAUUGUAAUGAUCAUGAUUCAAAUGCUCUGAUUCAUUUCGAGCGGGGAAUUAUUCAUCGCGAUGUUAAGAGCACUAAUAUAUUAUUAAACCAGAAUUUGGAAGCAAAGAUUGCAGAUUUUGGUUUGUCCAAAAUAGUUCCGCCUAACCAUUCUCUCACACACAUUAGUACGUCUGUCAAAGGAACUUUUGGUUAUCUAGACCCCGAGUAUUCCUCAACACACCAGCUAACCAAGAAAUCUGAUGUGUAUGCAUUUGGUGUAGUCUUAUGGGAAGUCUUGUGUGGGAGACCCGCAAUAGACACAAAUGCUAAGGAGGGGUCAGAGCGCAGUUUGGCUAAAUGGUCUCAACACUGUUUCAAUGAAGGAAAGGUUGAUGAAAUUAUCGAACCCAUAUUGAAGGGACAAAUGCCAGCAACCUGCUUGAAGAUAUUUACACAAGUCGCAAACCUUUGCUUAAUGAAUGAUUCAACUGAACGUCCUUCAAUGGCAGGUGUGUUGCAAGAACUUGAACUUGCAUUGGUGUCAAUGAAUCAAAUGGUGAAUGAAGCUAGUAUGACAAAUGAUGAAAUCGAAUUAACUAGUACUCCCUCACAAUAUAUCUUCAGUUCCCCUUCAAAUACAUUGAAAUUACCAAAGAAAAAGUUCAAAAUUGGCAAAGUGUUCAAGACAUUUGCAUUUUGGGGUUCAAGUUUUCCGGCAAAGCCAGCAGGAGAAAAAACAAACUUUGAAUUUGACGAUCUGGUUGCUUCAGCUACCAGUGAUUCGAUGAGUAUGUACAACAAUCCUCCAUCUGCACAUUCUACCACGAGGAAUAGCUUGGUUUUUGUGAGGAUGCCAAACCCCAGAGAUAUUUUUGAUUUGGAGGAUUUGUUGAGGGCUUCUGUAGAGGUUUUGGGUAAAGGAACAUUUGGGACAACAUACAAGGCUAUUAUGGAGUUGGGGCUGGUGGUCACAGCGAAGCGAUUAAAGGAUGUGGUACUGUCAAAGGAAGAUUUUGGGCAGAAUUUGGAGGCAAUCGGUUUGAUGGAUCAUGAGAAUCUGGUGAACCUAAAGGCUUAUUACUACAGCAGGGAUGAGAAGCUUCUAGUCUAUGAUUACUUUUCAACUGGAAGCCUAUCCAGGCAUUUACACGGAAAGCAUGGUAGUAGUAAGACCGCGCUGGAUUGGAAAACAAGAAUAGGCAUAGCCCAAGGAGUGGCACAAGGAAUUGCAUACAUCCAUGAACAGGGCCCAACCACUUGCCAUGGUAAUAUAAAGUCGUUGAACAUUCUCCUAACAAAAUCAUUUGAGCCCCGUAUUUCAGAUGUCUGCACCUGGACUUUAGUUGUCGGGCUUAACACCAUCUAUGGCCGUGCUACUGGUUACACUGCCCCAGAGAACCUUAAAUACUCCCAGAUGGCAGAUGUGUAUAGUUAUGGCAUACUGCUGCUUGAGUUAUUGACUGGUAAGCCACCCUUCCAAAGCCUUGUGAAAGAUAAUGAGGGUGUGGACCUCCCUAGAUGGGUACAGGCCUCCGGUUUGAAGAUGGAGAAGGAGAGGAUAAUAGAUGUCAUUGACAUCGAGCUGCUUAACAGUAACAUUUACGACUACGGGUCACAGCUCAUUUUGCUUGCCUUGGACUGUGCAGACCCAAAUCCUGACAAUCGCCCUCUAAUGGCAACUGUUGCCAGCAAAAUUGCAAAGCUUUAUCUUCUUAGCCAGGAAUGAAAAUUCAAUAACUGUUGGCAAGUUUCCAUUUUGUUUGUUCAUUUGAAUCACUAUUUAAGCAACGGACAAACAUUAUUGA